Molecule: messenger RNA, 15278 nt
Organism: Hemibagrus wyckioides
Lineage: Eukaryota; Metazoa; Chordata; Actinopteri; Siluriformes; Bagridae
Exons: 84
Coding region: 201-15278 (5025 amino acids)
Molecular function (GO): protein binding
Source: RefSeq, a predicted model, not a curated record
GAGAGAGAGAGAGAGAGUCUCCUCCAUGUUGUAGGUGAGACUCCUCUUUUUCUUCUACCUUCAAAGUGAAAGUGAAAAUCAGCAGGUUGUUUUUGUGACGAAGAAAAAUCAUGAAACUCUUUCGGAAUAAAAUCACAAAGCAGCAACAGACACAGGAUGAAGUUACGUUUAUAAUAUAAAACAUUUGACUUUUUGCUAUAAUGUCUCGGGAGUGUGAGAAACUCCAGAUCGCUGAAAUGAAUCUACAAGAGGAGCAACACAAGAGUGGAUCUGAGAAAAGGCCAGACUCCCCUGUGUCCAGCUGUGUGUCUCUCAAGAGUGACAAAUCAAUGCCAAUCCCUCUCAACUUUAAAGGUGGAACAUCUUCUAUGGAAAGUGGAACUGAGAAACGGCCAGACUCUCCUGUGUCCAGCUGUGUGUCUUUCAAGAGUGACAAUUCAAUGCCACUCCCUCUCAACUUUACAGGUGGAACAUCCUCUAUAGAAAGUGGAACUGGGAAAAGGCCAGACUCCCCUGUGCCCAGCUAUGUUUCUUUCAAGAGUGACACUUCAAUGCCAGUCCCUCUCAACUUUACAGGUGGAACAUCCUCUAUGAAAAGUGGAUCUGAGAAAAGGCAAAACUCCCCUGUGCCCAGCUGUGAGUCUUUCAAGAUGGAAAGACGGAAUUCCUCCUCAUCUACACAGCCAAAGCAUCCAACUCGUACUGACAAAAAGAAAGAAAAACACUCCAAGGAAAGAGACGACCCUGAGAAAGCAUUUGUAAGAAGUCUCCCAUUAGAUAAGAAGAUUCCAGACUUCCUUCACAACAUCUUUAUGGAUCUAGAAAAUAAAAUGAUUGUAUUUAUAAAACAUGAGCUGGAGAUGUUUAAGAAGUUUCUAAGAAAAGAAAACACAAAAUAUUACCAAGAUGUGAGGGAUGAUCUGUGGAGUGUUAAAGAAGCAGCUCUUGAUAUGGCAUUGUACUUUCUGAAGUUGAUGGAACACAAUGACCUCGCUGAUGCACUCCAAGAUGCACUAAUAGGAUUUCAGCAGCGUGCACUCAAAUCAAACCUGGGUGAGAAGUUUCAUCAAGUAUGGGAAGGAAUUGCAAAGCAAGGAGAGUCCAACAUUCUCAACAAGAUCUACACAGAUCUGUACAUCACUGCAGGUGGAGUUCGACAAAUGAAUAAACAACAUGAAGUGAGACAAAUUGAAAAGCAAAAAACUAGUGUGAAAGCUGAAGAAACUCAAAUGGAGCAAGAGGAACAAAUUGAAAAGACUAGUGUAAAAACUGAAGAAACUAAAAUGGAGCAAGAACAGCAGAUUGAAUGCAAGAACAUGUUCAAACCAUCACCUGGAGAAGAAAAACCCAUCAGAACUGUGGUGACACAGGGGGUCGCUGGUAUCGGAAAAUCCAUCUGUGUGCAGAAGUUUGUUCUAGACUGGGCUGAAGGGAAAGAAUAUCAGGACAUCAAGUUCAUAUUGCCACUUCCUUUCAGAGAACUGAACCUGAAAGAUGAGAAACGCAGUUUGAGGGACAUCAUCUAUCAAUUUUUCCCUUCAACAAAAGGAAUGAGAUUAACAGAUAAGUAUAAAGUCAUGUUCAUCUUUGAUGGCCUGGAUGAGUGUCGACUUCCUCUAACAUUCCAUAAAAACCAGAAAUUGACUGAUGUAACAGAAAAAGCCUCACUGGACACUAUAAUGACAAACCUCAUUGAAGGAAAUCUGCUUCCAUCUGCUCUCAUCUGGAUAACCACUCGACCAGCAGCAGCUGCUAAGAUCCCUGCUGAACAUGUGGACCGGGUCACAGAGGUGCGUGGCUUCAAUGAUGUACAAAAGGUGGAGUACUUCAGGAAGAAAAUCAGUGUUGAGAGUCUGGCCAACAGAAUCAUUGAUCAUAUUAAAGGAUCAAGAAGCCUCUUCAUCAUGUGUCAUAUUCCAGUCUUCUGCUGGAUUUCAGCCACUGUACUUGAGAGGAUUUUGGGAAGAUCAGACAGUGAAGACAUUCCACAGACUCUGACGGAGAUGUACACAUGUUUUCUGAUCUUUCAGACCGUACAGGGGGACAAGAAAUACAAUAGAAAUAAUGCCUCAGACAUUCCGUGGGAUAAAGAGGGAAUUCUUUCAUUGGGAAAGCUUGCCUUUAUUCACCUGGAAAAAAACAACCUGAUUUUCUAUGCAGAAGAUCUAAAAGCCUGUGGAAUUGACCCCAGUAACCUAGCAGUGUACUCAGGAGUGUGCACUCAGGAGACUGGCAGAUUUCUAGGCACAGUUUUCAGCUUUGUGCAUCUCAGCAUUCAGGAGUUCAUUGCUGCUUUGUUUACAUAUACAUGUGUCCGAAAUGAAAACAAGAAUGUUUUUGAUCAAUCAGAAGAGAGAAAAGAAACACAACUUAUUGAUUUUCUAAAGAUUACAGUGGACAAGGCUUUGAAGAGUGAAAAUGGACACUUGGAUCUUUUCCUCCGCUUCCUUCUGGGCCUCUCAGUGGAGUCUAAUCAGAAGCUCAUUCGAGGUCUACUGACACACACAGGAAGCAGCUCUGACUGCAGAAAGGACAUAGUUAAAUACAUCAAGUUCAAGUUUGAACAAAAUCCAUCUCCAGAGAGAUUAAUCAAUCUGUUCUACUGUCUGAACGAGUUAAAUGAUGAUUCACUGGUGAAAGAGAUCCAAAGCUACAUGAACUCAGGUCGUCUCUCUGAAGCUGAACUCUCACCUGCUCAGUGGUCUGCUCUGGUCUUUGUGUUGCUGACCUCAGAGGAGAAUCUGGAAGUGUUUGACCUACAGAAGUUUAUAAGAUCAGAUGAAUGCUUUAAGAGACUGUUACCAGUCGUCCAGGAAGCUACAACAGUUCUUCUCAGUGAGUGUAACCUGACAGAGAGAAGCUGCUGGGCUUUACACACAGUUCUCAGCUCAGAAUCCUCCAAGCUGACUGAGGUGGAUCUGAGCAGUAAUCCUCUGGAGGACUCAGGAGUGAAGCUGCUUUGUGCUGGACUGAAGAGUCCAAACUGUAAACUGGAGAAACUCAGGUCAGCUCUGAAAUCAUCUCACCUGAUAGAGCUGGAUCUCAGAGGGAACGACCCUGGAGCAUCAGGAGUGAAGCUGCUCACGGAUUUACUACAGGAUCCAGACUGUACACUGAACACACUGAGCUUGUUAAAAAGUCCUGAUGCAGUGAAGGCCUGUGAUUCUCUGACUGAGGUUCUGGGUAAAAACCCCUUACUGCAGAGAGAACUGGAUCUGAGUGGAAAAAUAAAAGGAGACUCAGGAGUGAAGCAGCUCUCUGCUCUACUGAAGGAUCCACACUGCAGAACUGAGACACUGAUGCUAAAGGACUGUAGUAUUACAGAAGAAGGCUGUUCUGCUUUGACUUCAUCUUUUCAUUCAAAUCCUGCACACAUAAGAGAGAUGGAUCUGAGUGAGAAUAAAUUUGGAAACUCUGGAGUGCAGAAGCUUUGUGCACUGCUGCAACAUCAGUCCUGUAACCUGCAGAUACUGAGACUUUCAGACUGCAGUAUAACAGAGGAAGGAUACACUGCUCUGGCUGAAGCUCUGAAAUCAUCUCACCUGAUAGAGCUGGAUCUCAGAGGGAACGACCCUGGAGCAUCAGGAGUGAAGCUGCUCACUGAUUUACUACAGGAUCCAGACUGUACACUGAACACACUGAGAUUGUUGAAAAGUCCUGAAGCAGAAGAAGCUUUUAAACAUCUGAAUGAAGUUCUAGAUACAAACCCUUUAUUACAGACAGAUCUGAAUCUGAGUGGAAAAAUAAAAGGAGACUCAGGAGUGAAGCAGCUCUCUGUUCUACUGAAGGAUUCACACUGCAGAGCUGAGACACUGAUGCUUAUUAAAUGUGGUCUAAUGAUGGAAAGCUGUAUAACUCUGGCAGAAGUUCUCAGUUCUCCGCUCUGUUUUCUAACUGAGUUGGACCUGAGUGAAAACAGCCUACAGAAUUCAGGUGUGAUGGAAUUAUCUAAAGGACUCAAGGAUCCAUGCUGUAAUCUGAAGAUAUUAAGACUUUCAGACUGCAGUAUAACAGAGGAAGGAUACACUGCUCUGGCUGAAGCUCUGAAAUCAUCUCACCUGAUAGAGCUGGAUCUCAGAGGGAACGACCCUGGAGCAUCAGGAGUGAAAAAGCUUGAUGAUAUCCAAAAUAAUCCAAAUUACAAACUGGAGACACUUAGGUUGUUGAAAAGCUCUGCUGCACAGGAGGCCUGUGAUUGGCUAAAUUCAGUUGUAGAUGAAAACUCUUUACUCCUAAAAGAGCUGGAUCUGAGCAGGAAGGAAACAGGAGACUCAGGAGUGGAGAAGCUCUCGGCUCUGAUGGAAGACUCACACUGUAAAUUUCAGAAAAUUAAACUUUCAGACUGCAGUAUAACAGAGGAAGGAUACACUGCUCUGGCUGAAGCUCUGAAAUCAUCUCACCUGAUAGAGCUGGAUCUCAGAGGGAACGACCCUGGAGCAUCAGGAGUGAAGCUGCUCACUGAUUUACUACAGGAUCCAGACUGUACACUGAACACACUGAGCUUGUUAAAAAGUCCUGAUGCAGUGAAGGCCUGUGAUUCUCUGACUGAGGUUCUGGGUAAAAACCCCUUACUGCAGAGAGAACUGGAUCUGAGUGGAAAAAUAAAAGGAGACUCAGGAGUGAAGCAGCUCUCUGCUCUACUGAAGGAUCCACACUGCAGAACUGAGACACUGAUGCUAAAGGACUGUAGUAUUACAGAAGAAGGCUGUUCUGCUUUGACUUCAUCUUUUCAUUCAAAUCCUGCACACAUAAGAGAGAUGGAUCUGAGUGAGAAUAAAUUUGGAAACUCUGGAGUGCAGAAGCUUUGUGCACUGCUGCAACAUCAGUCCUGUAACCUGCAGAUACUGAGACUUUCAGACUGCAGUAUAACAGAGGAAGGAUACACUGCUCUGGCUGAAGCUCUGAAAUCAUCUCACCUGAUAGAGCUGGAUCUCAGAGGGAACGACCCUGGAGCAUCAGGAGUGAAGCUGCUCACUGAUUUACUACAGGAUCCAGACUGUACACUGAACACACUGAGAUUGUUGAAAGGUCCUGAAGCAGAAGAAGCUUUUAAACAUCUGAAUAAAGUUCUAGAUACAAACCCUUUAUUACAGACAGAUCUGAAUCUGAGUGGAAAAAUAAAAGGAGACUCAGGAGUGAAGCAGCUCUCUGCUCUACUGAAGGAUUCACACUGCAGAGCUGAGACACUGAUGCUUAUUAAAUGUGGUCUAAUGAUGGAAAGCUGUAUAACUCUGGCAGAAGUUCUCAGUUCUCCGCUCUGUUUUCUAACUGAGUUGGACCUGAGUGAAAACAGCCUACAGAAUUCAGGUGUGAUGGAAUUAUCUAAAGGACUCAAGGAUCCAUGCUGUAAUCUGAAGAUAUUAAGACUUUCAGACUGCAGUAUAACAGAGGAAGGAUACACUGCUCUGGCUGAAGCUCUGAAAUCAUCUCACCUGAUAGAGCUGGAUCUCAGAGGGAACGACCCUGGAGCAUCAGGAGUGAAAAAGCUUGAUGAUAUCCAAAAUAAUCCAAAUUACAAACUGGAGACACUUAGGUUGUUGAAAAGCUCUGCUGCACAGGAGGCCUGUGAUUGGCUAAAUUCAGUUGUAGAUGAAAACUCUUUACUCCUAAAAGAGCUGGAUCUGAGCAGGAAGGAAACAGGAGACUCAGGAGUGGAGAAGCUCUCGGCUCUGAUGGAAGACUCACACUGUAAAUUUCAGAAAAUUAAACUUUCAGACUGCAGUAUAACAGAGGAAGGAUACACUGCUCUGGCUGAAGCUCUGAAAUCAUCUCACCUGAUAGAGCUGGAUCUCAGAGGGAACGACCCUGGAGCAUCAGGAGUGAAGCUGCUCACUGAUUUACUACAGGAUCCAGACUGUACACUGAACACACUGAGCUUGUUAAAAAGUCCUGAUGCAGUGAAGGCCUGUGAUUCUCUGACUGAGGUUCUGGGUAAAAACCCCUUACUGCAGAGAGAACUGGAUCUGAGUGGAAAAAUAAAAGGAGACUCAGGAGUGAAGCAGCUCUCUGCUCUACUGAAGGAUUCACACUGCAGAACUGAGACACUGAUGCUAAAGGACUGUAGUAUUACAGAAGAAGGCUGUUCUGCUUUGACUUCAUCUUUUCAUUCAAAUCCUGCACACAUAAGAGAGAUGGAUCUGAGUGAGAAUAAAUUUGGAAACUCUGGAGUGCAGAAGCUUUGUGCACUGCUGCAACAUCAGUCCUGUAACCUGCAGAUACUGAGACUUUCAGACUGCAGUAUAACAGAGGAAGGAUACACUGCUCUGGCUGAAGCUCUGAAAUCAUCUCACCUGAUAGAGCUGGAUCUCAGAGGGAACGACCCUGGAGCAUCAGGAGUGAAGCUGCUCACUGAUUUACUACAGGAUCCAGACUGUACACUGAACACACUGAGAUUGUUGAAAAGUCCUGAAGCAGAAGAAGCUUUUAAACAUCUGAAUAAAGUUCUAGAUACAAACCCUUUAUUACAGACAGAUCUGAAUCUGAGUGGAAAAAUAAAAGGAGACUCAGGAGUGAAGCAGCUCUCUGUUCUACUGAAGGAUUCACACUGCAGAGCUGAGACACUGAUGCUUAUUAAAUGUGGUCUAAUGAUGGAAAGCUGUAUAACUCUGGCAGAAGUUCUCAGUUCUCCGCUCUGUUUUCUAACUGAGUUGGACCUGAGUGAAAACAGCCUACAGAAUUCAGGUGUGAUGGAAUUAUCUAAAGGACUCAAGGAUCCAUGCUGUAAUCUGAAGAUAUUAAGACUUUCAGACUGCAGUAUAACAGAGGAAGGAUACACUGCUCUGGCUGAAGCUCUGAAAUCAUCUCACCUGAUAGAGCUGGAUCUCAGAGGGAACGACCCUGGAGCAUCAGGAGUGAAAAAGCUUGAUGAUAUCCAAAAUAAUCCAAAUUACAAACUGGAGACACUUAGGUUGUUGAAAAGCUCUGCUGCACAGGAGGCCUGUGAUUGGCUAAAUUCAGUUGUAGAUGAAAACUCUUUACUCCUAAAAGAGCUGGAUCUGAGCAGGAAGGAAACAGGAGACUCAGGAGUGGAGAAGCUCUCGGCUCUGAUGGAAGACUCACACUGUAAAUUUCAGAAAAUUAAACUUUCAGACUGCAGUAUAACAGAGGAAGGAUACACUGCUCUGGCUGAAGCUCUGAAAUCAUCUCACCUGAUAGAGCUGGAUCUCAGAGGGAACGACCCUGGAGCAUCAGGAGUGAAGCUGCUCACUGAUUUACUACAGGAUCCAGACUGUACACUGAACACACUGAGCUUGUUAAAAAGUCCUGAUGCAGUGAAGGCCUGUGAUUCUCUGACUGAGGUUCUGGGUAAAAACCCCUUACUGCAGAGAGAACUGGAUCUGAGUGGAAAAAUAAAAGGAGACUCAGGAGUGAAGCAGCUCUCUGCUCUACUGAAGGAUCCACACUGCAGAACUGAGACACUGAUGCUAAAGGACUGUAGUAUUACAGAAGAAGGCUGUUCUGCUUUGACUUCAUCUUUUCAUUCAAAUCCUGCACACAUAAGAGAGAUGGAUCUGAGUGAGAAUAAAUUUGGAAACUCUGGAGUGCAGAAGCUUUGUGCACUGCUGCAACAUCAGUCCUGUAACCUGCAGAUACUGAGACUUUCAGACUGCAGUAUAACAGAGGAAGGAUACACUGCUCUGGCUGAAGCUCUGAAAUCAUCUCACCUGAUAGAGCUGGAUCUCAGAGGGAACGACCCUGGAGCAUCAGGAGUGAAGCUGCUCACUGAUUUACUACAGGAUCCAGACUGUACACUGAACACACUGAGAUUGUUGAAAGGUCCUGAAGCAGAAGAAGCUUUUAAACAUCUGAAUAAAGUUCUAGAUACAAACCCUUUAUUACAGACAGAUCUGAAUCUGAGUGGAAAAAUAAAAGGAGACUCAGGAGUGAAGCAGCUCUCUGCUCUACUGAAGGAUUCACACUGCAGAGCUGAGACACUGAUGCUUAUUAAAUGUGGUCUAAUGAUGGAAAGCUGUAUAACUCUGGCAGAAGUUCUCAGUUCUCCGCUCUGUUUUCUAACUGAGUUGGACCUGAGUGAAAACAGCCUACAGAAUUCAGGUGUGAUGGAAUUAUCUAAAGGACUCAAGGAUCCAUGCUGUAAUCUGAAGAUAUUAAGACUUUCAGACUGCAGUAUAACAGAGGAAGGAUACACUGCUCUGGCUGAAGCUCUGAAAUCAUCUCACCUGAUAGAGCUGGAUCUCAGAGGGAACGACCCUGGAGCAUCAGGAGUGAAAAAGCUUGAUGAUAUCCAAAAUAAUCCAAAUUACAAACUGGAGACACUUAGGUUGUUGAAAAGCUCUGCUGCACAGGAGGCCUGUGAUUGGCUAAAUUCAGUUGUAGAUGAAAACUCUUUACUCCUAAAAGAGCUGGAUCUGAGCAGGAAGGAAACAGGAGACUCAGGAGUGGAGAAGCUCUCGGCUCUGAUGGAAGACUCACACUGUAAAUUUCAGAAAAUUAAUCUCAGUGAGUGUAACCUGACAGAGAGAAGCUGCUCGAUUUUACACACAGUUCUCAGCUCAGAAUCCUCCAAGCUGACUGAGGUGGAUCUGAGCAGUAAUCCUCUGGAGGACUCAGGAGUGAAGCUGCUUUGUGCUGGACUGAAGAGUCCAAACUGUGAACUGGAGACACUCAGACUUUCAGACUGCAGUAUAACAGAGGAAGGAUACACUGCUCUGGCUGAAGCUCUGAAAUCAUCUCACCUGAUAGAGCUGGAUCUCAGAGGGAACGACCCUGGAGCAUCAGGAGUGAAGCUGCUCACUGAUUUACUACAGGAUCCAGACUGUACACUGAACACACUGAGCUUGUUAAAAAGUCCUGAUGCAGUGAAGGCCUGUGAUUCUCUGACUGAGGUUCUGGGUAAAAACCCCUUACUGCAGAGAGAACUGGAUCUGAGUGGAAAAAUAAAAGGAGACUCAGGAGUGAAGCAGCUCUCUGCUCUACUGAAGGAUCCACACUGCAGAACUGAGACACUGAUGCUAAAGGACUGUAGUAUUACAGAAGAAGGCUGUUCUGCUUUGACUUCAUCUUUUCAUUCAAAUCCUGCACACAUAAGAGAGAUGGAUCUGAGUGAGAAUAAAUUUGGAAACUCUGGAGUGCAGAAGCUUUGUGCACUGCUGCAACAUCAGUCCUGUAACCUGCAGAUACUGAGACUUUCAGACUGCAGUAUAACAGAGGAAGGAUACACUGCUCUGGCUGAAGCUCUGAAAUCAUCUCACCUGAUAGAGCUGGAUCUCAGAGGGAACGACCCUGGAGCAUCAGGAGUGAAGCUGCUCACUGAUUUACUACAGGAUCCAGACUGUACACUGAACACACUGAGAUUGUUGAAAGGUCCUGAAGCAGAAGAAGCUUUUAAACAUCUGAAUAAAGUUCUAGAUACAAACCCUUUAUUACAGACAGAUCUGAAUCUGAGUGGAAAAAUAAAAGGAGACUCAGGAGUGAAGCAGCUCUCUGCUCUACUGAAGGAUUCACACUGCAGAGCUGAGACACUGAUGCUUAUUAAAUGUGGUCUAAUGAUGGAAAGCUGUAUAACUCUGGCAGAAGUUCUCAGUUCUCCGCUCUGUUUUCUAACUGAGUUGGACCUGAGUGAAAACAGCCUACAGAAUUCAGGUGUGAUGGAAUUAUCUAAAGGACUCAAGGAUCCAUGCUGUAAUCUGAAGAUAUUAAGACUUUCAGACUGCAGUAUAACAGAGGAAGGAUACACUGCUCUGGCUGAAGCUCUGAAAUCAUCUCACCUGAUAGAGCUGGAUCUCAGAGGGAACGACCCUGGAGCAUCAGGAGUGAAAAAGCUUGAUGAUAUCCAAAAUAAUCCAAAUUACAAACUGGAGACACUUAGGUUGUUGAAAAGCUCUGCUGCACAGGAGGCCUGUGAUUGGCUAAAUUCAGUUGUAGAUGAAAACUCUUUACUCCUAAAAGAGCUGGAUCUGAGCAGGAAGGAAACAGGAGACUCAGGAGUGGAGAAGCUCUCGGCUCUGAUGGAAGACUCACACUGUAAAUUUCAGAAAAUUAAUCUCAGUGAGUGUAACCUGACAGAGAGAAGCUGCUCGAUUUUACACACAGUUCUCAGCUCAGAAUCCUCCAAGCUGACUGAGGUGGAUCUGAGCAGUAAUCCUCUGGAGGACUCAGGAGUGAAGCUGCUUUGUGCUGGACUGAAGAGUCCAAACUGUGAACUGGAGACACUCAGACUUUCAGACUGCAGUAUAACAGAGGAAGGAUACACUGCUCUGGCUGAAGCUCUGAAAUCAUCUCACCUGAUAGAGCUGGAUCUCAGAGGGAACGACCCUGGAGCAUCAGGAGUGAAGCUGCUCACUGAUUUACUACAGGAUCCAGACUGUACACUGAACACACUGAGCUUGUUAAAAAGUCCUGAUGCAGUGAAGGCCUGUGAUUCUCUGACUGAGGUUCUGGGUAAAAACCCCUUACUGCAGAGAGAACUGGAUCUGAGUGGAAAAAUAAAAGGAGACUCAGGAGUGAAGCAGCUCUCUGCUCUACUGAAGGAUCCACACUGCAGAACUGAGACACUGAUGCUAAAGGACUGUAGUAUUACAGAAGAAGGCUGUUCUGCUUUGACUUCAUCUUUUCAUUCAAAUCCUGCACACAUAAGAGAGAUGGAUCUGAGUGAGAAUAAAUUUGGAAACUCUGGAGUGCAGAAGCUUUGUGCACUGCUGCAACAUCAGUCCUGUAACCUGCAGAUACUGAGACUUUCAGACUGCAGUAUAACAGAGGAAGGAUACACUGCUCUGGCUGAAGCUCUGAAAUCAUCUCACCUGAUAGAGCUGGAUCUCAGAGGGAACGACCCUGGAGCAUCAGGAGUGAAGCUGCUCACUGAUUUACUACAGGAUCCAGACUGUACACUGAACACACUGAGAUUGUUGAAAGGUCCUGAAGCAGAAGAAGCUUUUAAACAUCUGAAUAAAGUUCUAGAUACAAACCCUUUAUUACAGACAGAUCUGAAUCUGAGUGGAAAAAUAAAAGGAGACUCAGGAGUGAAGCAGCUCUCUGCUCUACUGAAGGAUUCACACUGCAGAGCUGAGACACUGAUGCUUAUUAAAUGUGGUCUAAUGAUGGAAAGCUGUAUAACUCUGGCAGAAGUUCUCAGUUCUCCGCUCUGUUUUCUAACUGAGUUGGACCUGAGUGAAAACAGCCUACAGAAUUCAGGUGUGAUGGAAUUAUCUAAAGGACUCAAGGAUCCAUGCUGUAAUCUGAAGAUAUUAAGACUUUCAGACUGCAGUAUAACAGAGGAAGGAUACACUGCUCUGGCUGAAGCUCUGAAAUCAUCUCACCUGAUAGAGCUGGAUCUCAGAGGGAACGACCCUGGAGCAUCAGGAGUGAAAAAGCUUGAUGAUAUCCAAAAUAAUCCAAAUUACAAACUGGAGACACUUAGGUUGUUGAAAAGCUCUGCUGCACAGGAGGCCUGUGAUUGGCUAAAUUCAGUUGUAGAUGAAAACUCUUUACUCCUAAAAGAGCUGGAUCUGAGCAGGAAGGAAACAGGAGACUCAGGAGUGGAGAAGCUCUCGGCUCUGAUGGAAGACUCACACUGUAAAUUUCAGAAAAUUAAUCUCAGUGAGUGUAACCUGACAGAGAGAAGCUGCUCGAUUUUACACACAGUUCUCAGCUCAGAAUCCUCCAAGCUGACUGAGGUGGAUCUGAGCAGUAAUCCUCUGGAGGACUCAGGAGUGAAGCUGCUUUGUGCUGGACUGAAGAGUCCAAACUGUGAACUGGAGACACUCAGACUUUCAGACUGCAGUAUAACAGAGGAAGGAUACACUGCUCUGGCUGAAGCUCUGAAAUCAUCUCACCUGAUAGAGCUGGAUCUCAGAGGGAACGACCCUGGAGCAUCAGGAGUGAAGCUGCUCACUGAUUUACUACAGGAUCCAGACUGUACACUGAACACACUGAGAUUGUUGAAAAGUCCUGAAGCAGAAGAAGCUUUUAAACAUCUGAAUAAAGUUCUAGAUACAAACCCUUUAUUACAGACAGAUCUGAAUCUGAGUGGAAAAAUAAAAGGAGACUCAGGAGUGAAGCAGCUCUCUGUUCUACUGAAGGAUUCACACUGCAGAGCUGAGACACUGAUGCUUAUUAAAUGUGGUCUAAUGAUGGAAAGCUGUAUAACUCUGGCAGAAGUUCUCAGUUCUCCGCUCUGUUUUCUAACUGAGUUGGACCUGAGUGAAAACAGCCUACAGAAUUCAGGUGUGAUGGAAUUAUCUAAAGGACUCAAGAAUCCAUGCUGUAAUCUGAAGAUAUUAAGACUUUCAGACUGCAGUAUAACAGAGGAAGGAUACACUGCUCUGUCUGAAGCUCUGAAAUCAUCUCACCUGAUAGAGCUGGAUCUCAGAGGGAACGACCCUGGAGCAUCAGGAGUGAAAAAGCUUGAUGAUAUCCAAAAUAAUCCAAAUUACAAACUGCAGACACUUAGGUUGUUGAAAAGCUCUGCUGCACAGGAGGCCUGUGAUUGGCUAAAUUCAGUUGUAGAUGAAAACUCUUUACUCCUAAAAGAGCUGGAUCUGAGCAGGAAGGAAACAGGAGACUCAGGAGUGGAGAAGCUCUCGGCUCUGAUGGAAGACUCACACUGUAAAUUUCAGAAAAUUAAACUUUCAGACUGCAGUAUAACAGAGGAAGGAUACACUGCUCUGGCUGAAGCUCUGAAAUCAUCUCACCUGAUAGAGCUGGAUCUCAGAGGGAACGACCCUGGAGCAUCAGGAGUGAAGCUGCUCACUGAUUUACUACAGGAUCCAGACUGUACACUGAACACACUGAGGUUGUUGAAAAGCUCUGCUGCAGAGGAGGCCUGUGAUUGGCUAAAUCCAAUUUUAACUACAAACCCUUUACUCCUAAAAGAGCUGGAUCUGAGCAGGAAGGAACCAGGAGACUCAGGAGUGAAGCAGCUCUCUGCUCUGUUGGAAGACUCACACUGUAAAUUUCAGAAAAUAAAGCUGAAUAAAUGUAAUCUGACAGUGGAGAGCUGUUCAGCUUUAGCCAGCGCUCUGAAAUUACAGUCCUGUAGUGUGAGAGAUCUGGACCUGAGUAACAACAGUCUGCAGGAUCCAGGGGUCACUCAGCUUUCUGCUGGACUGAAACAUCAUCACUGUAAACUGGAGAUACUGAGGCUUAACACAUGUGAUGUAAUGGGGGAAAGCUGUUCAGCUCUAGCUGAAGUUCUCAGCUCUGAAUGUUCCCGGCUGAGAGAGCUGGACCUGAGUAACAACAGUCUGCAGGAUCCAGGGGUCACUCAGCUUUCUGCUGGACUGAAACAUCAUCACUGUAAACUGGAGAUACUGAGGCUUAAUACAUGUUCAAUAACUGAUGGAAGCAGUUCAGCUCUAGCUGAAGUUCUCAGCUCUGAAUAUUCCCGGCUGAGAGAGCUGGACCUGAGCAACAACAGUCUGCAGGAUUCAGGGGUCACUCAGCUUUCUGCUGGACUGAAGAAUCCACAGUCUGCACUCACAAUACUGAAUCUAAUGGACAAUAAUAUCAGAGAGGAAGGAUACACUGCUCUGGCUGAAGCUCUGAAAUCAUCUCACCUGAUAGAGCUGGAUCUCAGAGGGAACGACCCUGGAGCAUCAGGAGUGAAGCUGCUCACUGAUUUACUACAGGAUCCAGACUGUACACUGGACACACUGAGGUUGUUGAAAAGUUCUGCUGCACAGGAAGGCUGUGAUUUACUUUCUAGAGUUCUGGGAGUGAACCCCUUACUGCAGAGAGAACUCAAUGUGAGUGAGAAAAUAUCUGGAGACUCCCAGGUGAAGCAGCUCUCUGCUCUACUGGAGGAUUCACACUGCAGACCAGAGAUACUCAAGGUAAAUAACAGCAGGAUGACAAAUGAAGGUUGUGCUGCUCUGGCAUCAGCUCUGGGUUUAAACCCCUCACACCUGAGAGAACUGGAGCUGAGUGGGAAUAAACUGGGAGGAUCAGGAAUGAAGGAGCUCUGUGGUGUGCUGAAGAAUCAACAAUUCAAACUGCUGAAACUGGGGUUGUGUAAGUGCAGUCUCACUGAAGAUGACUGUACUGCUGUUGUAUCAGCUCUGAGAACAAACCCCUCACACCUCAAGGAGCUGGACCUGAGUCACAAUACAAUUGGAGACACAGGAAUGAAGCAGAUCUCUGAUCUACUGCAGAACUCAAACUGCACUCUGGAGACACUGAGACUAAAUAACUGUAGUCUCACACAAACACAAUGUGAUGAUCUGGCUAAAACUCUGGAAUCAAACUCCUCAUCAUCUCUGAAAGAGCUGGAUCUCAGAGGAAACUACAGGAUGUCAGGAUGGAAUAUUUUUAGAUAUUUUCUUGGGAAUUCAAACUCUAAAUUGUUUAUAAGAAUUUUGAGUCCUGAAGCAGAAGAGGUCUGUGAUUAUCUGACUAAGGUUCUGGGUACAAACCCCUUACUGCAGAGAGAACUGGAUCUGAGUGGGAAAAUAUCUGGAGACUCAGGAGUGAAGCAGCUCUCUGUUCUACUGAAGGAUCCACAGUGUAGACCUGAGAAACUCAGGCUGAAUAAGAGCAGUAUUACACACAGAGGCUGUACUGAUCUGAUAUCAGCUCUUACUUCAAACCCUUCACACCUGACAGAACUGGACCUGAGUGAGAACACACUGGGAAAUUCAGUAAUGGAUAAGAUCUCUACUCUACUAAAGAAUUCAUCCUGUAAACUCCAGAAGCUCAUACUUUCAGACUGUAAUAUAACAGAGAAAGGAUACACUGCUCUGUUUAAAGCUCUGAACUCAAACCACUCAUCACUGACAGAGCUGGACCUCAGAGGGAACGACCCUGGAGCAUCUGGACUGAUGGAGCUUAGGAAUUUAAUGAAUGAUAGAAGAUGUAAACUGAAGACACUGAGGGUGUUGAAAAGUCCUGAUGCACAGAAAGCUUCUGAUCAUCUGACUGAAGUUCUGGGUAUAAACCCGAUACUGCAGACGGAUCUGAAUCUGAGUGGGAAAAUAAAAGGAGACUCAGGAGUAGAGCAGCUCUCUGUUUUACUGAAGGAUCUACUGAAGGAUCCACACUGCAGACCUGAAACACUUCAGCUCAGUGAGUGUAAUCUGACAGAGAAAGGAUGUUCAGCUCUGCUCACAGCUCUCAGAUCAGAACACUCCACCCUGAAGGAGCUGAAUCUGAGUAAGAACAGGAUUCAGGAUUCAGGAGUGAAGCUGCUCUCUGAGGAACUGAAGAAUAAACUCUGUAAACUGGAGACUCUGAGGUGGUUGAAAAGUCCUGAUGCAGAGGAAGCCUACACGUGUCUUACUAAAAUGUUCAGUAAAACCCCUUACUGCACACGGAGCUGGAUCUGA